GUGGUUAGUGUCCCGGAGAGACGGUCGCAGAGAGGGCGUCUGAGGGAGAACCGAACGCUGUCUGAGCGAGCUGAGGAGUGGAGCGACGAGCCGGUGCAUGGGCCUGGGCGUGCUGGCCUGCGCGGGCCGCCGAGCCCAGAAUCUCCCAGGAGGGCCAAAGGGCUGGACUUCCGCAGCCAGCCUGGGCUGCUCCCAGCGUCAUCCGUGAGAGUGACUGGAGCUUGGAGAUAGUAAGAUGGCAGAUGAGGGUCUGGCCGGGCUGGAUGAAGGAGCCCUCCGGAAGCUGCUCGAAGUCACGCUGGACCUGGCCGAACGGCGCCGGAUCCGUUCAGCCAUCCGGGAGUUACAGCGGCAGGAGCUCGAGAGGGACGAGGGGGCCUUGGCGUCCAAGCGCUUCCGGGCCGAGCGCCUGGAGAACAAGGAAAACUGGCUGCACUCCCAGGCGCAGGAGGAGGAGCAGCGGGCAGCCCUGGCCUUGCUGUCCAGGAAGCUCGAGGCCAUCAGUGACGUGGAAGAACUGACCACCCUGCUGCGGGCGGCUGGCGAAUACGAGGAGCGGAAGCUGAUCCGUGCAGCCAUUCGCCGGGUGCGUGCCCAGGAGAUCGAGGCGGCCACCUUAGCAGGACGACUGCCCAGUUCCCACGAGGACAGCGAGGCGCGGGCAGCCCGCAGGCGGGCACGCCAGGAGGCGAGGGAGCGAGAACAGCAGGCCGAGCACGAGCAGCCCCCGGCGCAGACCAAGCAGUGGCCCGAAGAAGCCCCACGCUUGGAGCUGGACAACAUGGCCGCUGGGGCCCUCCUGCUGCUGGAUAUUCUGGGCCCGACGCCCCCCAGCCUACCCACCCCCCCUUCUACGCCGUCGCCCCCGGAGCCGGCCCAGCGCCCUGCUGAGGCAGGUGGUGAGGAGGCCAGUGAGGGGCCCCCCGGGGCCUCCCCAGAGGAGGAGCCGAGUCCUGGGAGUCCCCCCAGGGCCAUCAGCCCCGAGGAGCCCCGGCCUCUGCCGGCCCCCCAGAGCCCAGGACCCUGCCCGGCCCAGCCCAGGGAGCACGGGCCGGGCCAGCUUCCAGGCAGCGAGCUGGGCCCAAGCCAAAGAGAGCCGGAGGCAGAGACAGUGACCGGGAGCCCCAACAGGCAGAAAGCUGGGCAAUUAACUGGCAGAGGAGGAUUUGAACCCUGGGCCUCUGGCUCCAGAGACAGAGGACCUUCCCUCCGCCUGCACCCAAGUCUGAGGGGAGCAGGAGGGGGGGAGGGGGCCUGGGAAGGUGUCCAGCUUGGAGGGGGUGGGGGGCAGGAGGCGGGGCUCAGUGUGUCAGUGUGCAGGGGGGAGGUGGCAGAGCCACGACCAGCAGAGAAGGGAGGAGACGAGGGGCUGGGGGGAGUGUGUUGGGGGCUGUGGGGAGACUUGGGGGGCUGCGGGGAGACUCAGGGGUGCUUGAGGUGCCAGGUGAGGCUUAGGGCCCGCUCCCUGCCCCCACUCACGGCUUUCCCCUCUCUUCUGGCAUGCACGUGGCACCACCCCCUGCUCGGCCUUCUGCUGCAUUGGCAUUGGCAGUGCCUCUCUGCACCCGUCCAGCCCCCGCUCCUGCCAACGCUCCCUGUCGCUGCUCACCCCCCCGCAGGGCUCAGGCUGCAGAGCUCCCCAAGGCCAGUCCCUGCCAGCCCUUCCCCCUUCCAGAGGGCCAGCUCCGUCCGUGACCGAGUCCGCAAAUUCACCUCGUCCGAGGCGCCCGGCCCGAGCCCGCGAGGGGGGCGGCUCCCAGGCUCUGGGUCAGGCAGCCCCGGGACCCCUUCGGGCAAGCCAGCAGCGCCCGGCACUCACAGGCGGCGGAGAGGAGAGCUGGGCCGUCCCUCCUCCAGCAUCCCCGGCGGCGGCUCCCGCACCUCCUCCUGGCAGGCAGAGCCCCGGAUUGUGGGAGUCGGGGCCAGGGAGCGGGAGCGCCCUAAAGAGGAGGGCCCGGGGGGGCGGAGCCCGGCCGCGUCACGGGGGAGGCCCCUUGAAAACGGACAGAGGGGGGCCCCCGGCAGGCUCAGAGGAGCCCAGCGCCCUGCCCGCCCCGUCAGGCCGGCCGAGCCGGGCAGCAUGAAGACCACCUUCACCAUCGAGAUCAAGGAUGGCCGAGGCCAGCCCGGGCCGGUGCUGGGCCCCGGGGGCAACCAGAGGGCAGAGCUGACGCUGGGCCUCAGGGGCACCCCCAUCCGCUUUGGCGGUGGCAGCACCAGCGUGGGCACCAUCACUCACGUCAGCAGCCCCGGGACCGUCGCUCGCGUGGGCAGCACCCCCGUGCCCGUCACUCACGUCAGCAGCCCCGGGACCGUCACUCGCGUGGGCAGCACCCCUGUGCCCAUCACUCACGUCAGCAGCCCCGGGACCGUCACUCGCGUGGGCAGCACCCCCGUGCCCGUCACUCACGUCAGCAGCCCCGGGACCGUCGCUCGCGUGGGCACCACCCAUGUCACCAGCGUGGGCCGCAUCAGUAAGGGCAGAGCCAGGCCUCCGGGGCUCGGCGUUCACCCGGAGAGCUGCCACGAAGCGGGGUGUCGGCCCCCCACGGCCAUGAUCUCUGCCACAGGGGAGGUUGGGCUGAUGAGGAUUAGAGGCCGGGGAGGAGAGGAGGGGGCUGGCACGCAGGGCCUCCGGCAGCAGGUGCUGCGGGAACCGGAUCCUCUGGGGCCCUUCAUUAUUCACGAGCCGGGGAUCGGCUCCCCGGAGAUCGUGCCGGGGGCCGGCCAGACCCCGGGACGAGCAGGGAGCGGCUGUCCGGGCAGGCUCUGUGGCGGCCGCCCCACGAGUCACUGGCGCUGGGGCUCAGCUUCGUGCCGAGGGCCGGGCCGGCGGGGCCCGGGCGGCCACCUGUCCCUCUCCUCCCAGCCGCCCGCCCUGAGCCUGCCGGGGAAGCCCUUGGGGGGCUGCCAAGGGCGGGGGGAAGGGGCCCUGCGCCGCCCCCUCCCCUCCCCCGCAGGGACAAGAAUAGUCUCUCCGGAGGCAGGCAGCCGGCAGUCCUGGGCAGGGAGGCAGCCAGGAUGCCGGGGGUGGCGGCCUCGGCCCCGGAGUCGGAGGAGCGGCUGGCCGGGGCCCUGCAGCAGCUGCGUCAGGAGGUGGAGGACGGGCAGAGGGCGGCCGCCCUGGGCGGCAGAGGCCGCGGCGGCAGCCAUCGAGCCUGUGGCCCGGGCGGCCCAAGAGCUGCGGGAGGAGACGGCCGCCCUCCGAGGGCAGGUGGAGCGCCUGAGCCUCCGGCUGGAGGUCCUGAGCCUCCGGCUGGGGCCGCCCAACCCCAGCGCCCUCCUCCUGGCCGCCGAGGACCCCGAGGCCCUCUUCCAGGGAGUGGAGGAUGAGGAGGGGCCCGAGGCCACCCCCGUGGCCCAUCCCCCGGCCUUCAGCACCCGGCGGCUGUCCUCCGCGCCUUUGUCCCGUGACAGCAGCCUCAUGGACGCGGAGACCGUGGCGGAGACUCCCGCCGUGCUGGAGCGGGCCGUGGCCGUGGCCGACGGCGCCGAGAAGGGUCGGAUGGGGAAGGAGCCGGAGCCCCGGCGUCCGGGCAAGCUGUCCCCGGAGGAGCUGGCCGCCAUCGAAGACGAGAGCGCCCUGGACAGGAUGCUGGACCAGACGACGGACUUUGAGGAGAGGAGGCUGAUCCGCUCGGCCCUUCGGGACCUCCGGCAGAAGAAGAGAGACCAGCGGGACCGAGAGAGGGAGCGGCGGCUCCAGGAGGCCCGGGCCCGGCCGGCCGAGGGCCGGGGCACUACGGCCACCGAGACCACCACCCAGCAGAGCCAGAAGUCGGCCGAUGGCUCCGCCGUGAGGACCAUCACCAAGACGGAGCGGCUGGUCCAGUCUAGCGAUGGCAGCCGGACCUCCCGGACCACCACAGUGGAGUCGAGCUUCAUGAAGCAGUCUGAGAAUGGCGGCAGCAGGACCAUAGUCCAGACCAAGUCCUUCAGCUCCUCGUCCAAGAAGAUGGGCAGCAUCUUCGACCGCGAGGAUGAGGCCCCCUCCCCGUCCCGGGCGGGCAGCCUGGCAGCUCUGGAGCGGCGCCAGGCCGAGAAGAAGAAGGAGCUGAUGAAGGCCCAGAGCCUGCCCAAGACAUCGGCCUCCCAGGCCCGCAAGGCCAUGAUCGAGAAGCUGGAGAAGGAGGGCGGCGGCAGCGGGGCCAGCAGCCCCGCUGGCCCGCGGGGAGCAGUGCAGCGCUCGUCCAGCUUCGGGGUCCCCAACGCCAACAGCAUCAAGCAGAUGUUGCUAGACUGGUGCCGAGCAAAGACCCGCGGCUACGAGCACGUGGACAUUCAGAACUUCUCGUCCAGCUGGAGCGACGGCAUGGCCUUCUGCGCUCUGGUCCACAACUUCUUCCCCGAGGCCUUCGAUUACGGCCAGCUGAGCCCCCAGAACCGGCGCCACAAUUUCGAGGUGGCCUUUUCGUCAGCGGAGACCCACGCUGACUGCCCCCAGUUGCUGGACACAGAGGACAUGGUGAGGAUGCGCGAACCAGACUGGAAGGUGCUGGUGGACUGUGUGCCCCUGGUGGACGUGGAAGACAUGAUGAUCAUGGGCAAGAAGCCAGACCCCAAGUGCGUCUUCACCUACGUGCAGUCCCUCUACAACCACCUGCGACGUCACGAGCUGCGUUUGCGGCAGAAAGAACUCUAGAGCGCCCCCCCCCCCCCCCCAGCGUGUGGCUAGAGAAAGGCUCACGGGGUGGCAUCUCCCCUCCCCCCGGCACGGUCACCCACCCGGCACAGCCCCAGCAGCCCCGCCCCUCACAGCAUUUCACGGCGUUUUUAUAAAUUAUUCGUUCUCAA
Molecule: messenger RNA, 4794 nt
Organism: Monodelphis domestica (gray short-tailed opossum)
Lineage: Eukaryota; Metazoa; Chordata; Mammalia; Didelphimorphia; Didelphidae
Source: RefSeq, a predicted model, not a curated record